GCAGCUGUAAAUGCGGUAGCUUAAAUAUUAUCCCUCCGUUUUACAAUGUCCCAUUUUUGUGGCCUUGAAAAAUGUAACGCCCGACAUUUUGCAGGAGACGCGGCACAUGGCUUCAUGGUUUUGUUGGAGUAUCUCACACAGUUAAAUGAGGGUUUUCCUCAUCCACGGCAAAGAUGCAUGAAUGCUAGAGACUGUUUAAUCAGUUAAAGCAUUAAAAAAGUCUAUUUAUGUUUUCACUCGACAAACAAAUGUGAUGGGAACACCAACACUAAAGAUACAAAGAUUCCCCUGAGGAAAAAAACAGAUGGUUAUUGGUUAAAGGGGUUUGUUCACAGACUGGAAUCAACCAGAUCCUCCGUUACAGUUACUUAUUUAUGACCUAGUGUAUAUAACCAUUAUUACCUCACAAGUUGUAUAAAAUAAUGCUUGAUCCUUUAUUUUUUAAUUCCUCUAUUGCCAUUUUGUCUGCAUGAGCACCAGGGAAACAACCUCAUACCUAAAUUGUAUAAUAUAAAUAUAUAUUACAAUACAAAUUGUGUAAAUAACAAGCAAUUACAGUUGUAUAGUAUUUUAGUUGUGUAACCUAAAUGCAAAUACCACUUCCAGAGAGCAAGAUACACAAUAAAUACUAUUUAUUUAAAAUAUGUUGGCGACCCCUGAUAAGAACAGCAGAAGAAGAAGGUUUUUGUAUUUAUUUUUACCUUCUGUAUGGUUUUGUGGAUCAAGCCCCUGAUCAGGUUAAUUAUUAUAACGGUUUGUGUAAAAAGGAUGAACAGAUCCCUCGGUCUAUGAGUGCAUGUGUGCAUUUACGUACACUGGGUUUCUGCUUGUUUCUGCAGUCGUACAAAACUCAUCAAACUUGUGCCGUUAAACCUGAACAGGUUUGUAUCUGUUAAAUAUUGUUCAUCGGAAGAGAAGACACGACAGCUGCUCAAAAUGCCAAAGACCAUACGUUUGGUCUCAGCAUUUGAACUAGUGAAGGUGUGGGGAGUUUUAGGUGGAUACCAGAGAUGAAAAAAGAGCUCCUGAAACACCCAGAUGAAGAGUUUUCCACUGAAGUUAAUGAACACUCCCAGGAGGGGGCUACAAAAGAGAAACCAGUCCAGAAGCUAUAAAGACGAACUUGCAUAGAAACUUUAGGCUUGAAAAUGGCCAGACUGGACGUCACAGAGCUGUUCCACGGUAUUUCCUUUCCUGGACACCUGCACACGCAGGACUCCUUGCAACGCGCUCUUGAGUUUCAGUUUGAGGACACAGACAUCCUCAUCGUCUCCUACCCGAAGUCCGGCACCACAUGGAUGCAGGAAAUCGUGACCCUCGUGUCCAGCAGAGGCGACCCACACUUGUCCAAUACGAUCCCGAACUGGACCCGAGCUCCCUGGCUGGAGCAUUACUACAGCGCAGAGGUUCUGGAGGCGUCGUCCCUCGCACCCCGGGUCAUCACCACACACCUGCCGCAUCACCUGCUCGGCCCAGCCCUUCAGGGCUCAAAAGCCAAGGUCAUAUAUGUGAGCAGGAACCCUAAAGACGUCGCCGUUUCCUUUUACCACUUUCACAAAGUUGCCCACUUUCUCCCGGAGUUUGGCUCAUUUACAGAGUUUUUACAUCGAUUCCUGGAGGGCACGCUCCACUUUGGCUCCUGGUUCGACCACGUCAAAGGCUGGGCCUCACCGGCGGCUGCUGUGAGCAAUCGGCUCCACGUCACCUAUGAAGAGAUGUCACUGGACCUGCUCGGUGCCAUAAAGAGGGUCAGCUCUUUUCUGCAGUGCCCCCUGGUGGAGGAGGAGCUGAACAACUGUGGGAGGCACUGCAGCUUCAACAGUAUGAAGAAAAACAAGAUGGUUAAUUACACCUCUGUCCCUGAGGAGGUAAUGGACCACAGCAAAGGCUCCUUCAUGAGAAAAGGUAAGAUUGGAGAUUGGAAAAACACGUUCACAGAGGAGCAGAGUCAAUAUUUAGAAGACAUCCUGAGCUCCAAGAUGGAGGACUGCCCCUUAGAGUUUGUGUGGGAGGAGCCGGAUGAAGAGGAGGCACAUGGAGACGAAUGAGCUGAUGAAAGACGUUUCAGAUUGAAAUCAGACUCUGCAGCUGAUUACUGUAAAAUAUAAUAAGAAAAAUGUGGUUAGUGAACAGUCUGAGAAAUUAAUAAUAAAGAAUAUCACAACA
This is a messenger RNA of Betta splendens (Siamese fighting fish), 2166 nucleotides long. RefSeq names its product sulfotransferase family 5A, member 1 (gene sult5a1). Gene Ontology annotation, cellular component: cytoplasm. NCBI's taxonomy places the organism in Eukaryota, Metazoa, Chordata, Actinopteri, Anabantiformes, Osphronemidae. Gene Ontology annotation, molecular function: sulfotransferase activity. The transcript has 6 exons. The record is from RefSeq and is a predicted model, not a curated record. Bases 1149 to 2048 code for a protein of 299 amino acids. Gene Ontology annotation, biological process: sulfation.